Molecule: messenger RNA, 1050 nt
Organism: Ixodes scapularis (black-legged tick)
Lineage: Eukaryota; Metazoa; Arthropoda; Arachnida; Ixodida; Ixodidae
Product: sodium/calcium exchanger regulatory protein 1
Exons: 4
Coding region: 225-623 (132 amino acids)
Biological process (GO): fatty acid transport
Cellular component (GO): nucleus; cytosol
Molecular function (GO): fatty acid binding
Source: RefSeq, a predicted model, not a curated record
GCAGAGACAGCAGAGCUACAGUCCCGUAUCUCUACGGGCUUCCGGCGACGGCGGCGGAUAACUGGGAUAGCGGCGGCGCGCGCGUCGGCGCAAAGAAAGAAAACUAACGAACAAAAGAAAACGCAAAAAGGAAGCACUUGCCGGCGUCUCCCUCCCAUUCACACGCCUCGCUCAGUUGUGUUCCUUCGUUCUUCCUCGCACCACCGCCACUCCAAACCACCACCAUGGCCUCUGGUCUUCUCGGCAAGUGGAAGCUCACCGAAAGCGAGAACUUCGACGAUUUCCUCAAGGAACUCGGUGUGGGCCUGACGUGGCGCAAGCUGGCCCAGACGUCGAAGCCCUCAGUGGAGCUCAAGUGCGACGGUGACAAGUGGUCCAUCAAGACUUCGACGCUGCUCAAGACAUCAGACGUUUCUUUCACCUUGGGCCAGGAGUUCGAGGAGGGCAGGAUCGACGGUGUCAAGGUCAAGUCACUGUGUACCCUCGACGGUGACAAGUUGGUGCAGAAGCAGUUUGGUGACAAGGAAGUCACCAUUGUCCGCGAGUUGGACAACGGACAGCUCAAAGUGACUUGCAAGUUGAACGACGUCGUGGCUAUUCGCAAGUACCAGCGAGAUGAAUAGGCCCACUUCUAGGGAAGUCUGCAACAAGUCAAGGGAACCUGUCCCUAGGAUGCCUUCUGUUCUCAGCGUGGAGGGGUAGGGAGGGGGGGGGGGGGGGCCAAAAGGAGGCUUGGCCACUAAGGCAAACGGCCAGAGUGACUCCACUGUCAGUCAGUUCCCAUGUUCAUUUCUUUGAUCUUAAAAAAAAAACAAAAAAAAACACGAUCUGGUUUUUUUUUUUCCCAAUUUUUGUUUAUUUUGUAUGUGGGACUUUGACAUCUGUGUAGCCCCAUCCGUGGCUCGUACCUCGUCUUCCCUGCAUGUUACCUACAGUUAUUCUUCCAUUAUCUGCGGAUAACAAGUUUGAAAUGUUUGUUUCUAUAGGAGGUAUCAUUGGUGAAAAGUUUUAUCCUUCUGAUUCAAUAAAGUUUAUCUUUUGAUACUGCCA